Mycena citricolor is the source of this 2402-nucleotide messenger RNA. The record is from the annotation of a GenBank genome assembly. NCBI's taxonomy places the organism in Eukaryota, Fungi, Basidiomycota, Agaricomycetes, Agaricales, Mycenaceae.
AUGGUCGUCCGUUUCGAGAUCGACGCCUGCCUCAGCACCAGCCAAACAGACGCCCUGUCGCAGAGCGACGAGCUCACGUCGAAAAUGACCGGCCUCAGCGUCGCACCGCCAACAAGCAUGAGUGUGCACGGCAUCCGCGUCCUGAAAGGCGACCUCCCCGCGGUCCCGCACGUGUCGCUGAUCGAGCUCAGCACCCGCAUCGCCAGCCGCGUCGGCGCAUUCGGCGUCGAGACGUACCUCCAGCUCUUAUUCUCGCAGAAACCGCGCCACUUCUCGGCGUGCAUGACUACGGCAAGUUCAAGAGCGUGCAGAAGAAGCGGAUCGUCGCUAGACAUCGUCGUUGCACGUGGGAAUGACGCGAGGCUGACCUUGGUUUUCCGGGACGGGAACCUGGCCGUGUAUGAGCGGGAGGAUAAGAGUAGCUGUUUGCCGGAUGACGUCAUGUUUCGUUUUGAGAAACGAAUAACUGAUGAUCGCCGAUCAGUAGUCUUUGCCGACUUGACUCGCCUGCGCUUGACGCAUUGGUUUUUCUUCCGUUCCAUGUCGCAAACGCAAGGCAUCGAGCUCAGCACUCGUGCGACAUCCGCAGUAGCACACUCGGAAUCCUCCCAGGUCGCUCUGAAUGAGCAGGUUGCGGCGGACGCUCCGGUUCCGGACGGGGGUUACGGAUGGGUCGUGGUAGCAAGCUGUGCGGUCAUCACUGGGGCCGCACUCGUUCAGCAGGGUCUCGGGUCCUCUUCCACCAUUUCAUUCGUCGGGUCCACUGCCGUGGCUUGUAUAUCCGGUCUAGCCAUCAUCAACGCGCGUGUCAUUCGCUUGCUCGGCACACAGCGCACGGCCCUCCUGGGAAUCACAAUCAUCGGCCUCGGCCAGAUUCUCAGCGGGUUCGCCACCAAAAAUAUCGGCGCUUUGUUCGUUACUACGGGGGUGAUUAAUGGAAUCGGAAUCAGUCUUUGCUUUAUGGUCGUCUCUAUCACUCCCGGGCAAUACUUCCAGAAAAAGCGGGGUCUCGCCAACGGGAUCGUCUACGCAGGCGGAGGACUCGGCGGCGCAGUCACCUCCUUUCUCAUCGACGCGCUGCUGAGCUCCCUCGGCCCCGCCUGGACCUUCCACAUCCUCGGCAUUCUGACGCUCACGACAGGCCUGCCCGCGGCGUGGUUCGUGAAAGAGCGCACGCGGAUCCGCACCAACACGUUCAUCGACUGGGCGCUCUUCCGCGACCCGCGCUUCAUCACGCUCUUCCUCGCCGGCGCGGUCGGCACCUUCCCGCUCUUCGUCCCGCCGUUCUUCCUCCCGCUCUACGCGAACUCCCUCCGCCUCCCCGCGCGCACGGGCGCCGCGCUCCUCGCCGGAUUCAACUCCGCGUCCGCGGCCGGCCGCCUCGGCGCGGGCUUCGCGGCGGACAGGGUCGGCCCGGUGAACGUGCUGUUUGCGGCGCUGCUCCUCAGCGCGGUGAGCAUGCUCGCGAUCUGGCCCGUCUCGACGGCGCUCGCGCCGCUGGCCAUGUUUGUGGUGAUAAACGGCGCGGCGAACGGCGGGUUCUUCUCGACGAUGCCGACGGUCGUUGGGACGGUGUUUGGCGUCGGCCGGGUGAGUGUGGCGAUGGGCAUGAUCGCGACUGGUUGGGUCGGCGGGUAUCUUAUGGGAGCACCGAUCGCGGGGUACAUCCUCAACGCAUACGGAGGCGCCGACAGCACGUUAUCCGCGUACCAUCCGGCGAUGUUCUAUGCGGGAUCCAUGGCUGCAGCAGCCGCGGGUCUCGUCCUAUUGGUCAGAUUCAAAAUCAGCACCGACGUGCUCAGUAGAGUUUAGAAAGAAGAUUUCCCAUCGAGUUCAUCCCCAGUUCAGCUGGGUGCAGCCCAACUCAGCUGAGUGAUAUCAAACCGGCCGACCCGGGCCGGCAGUAAGUGUUGAAACAUCCGACGCUAAACAUGAUGAGGCGGAGGGGACUUUUGAUUCCAGCUGUCUUUCAAAGGGCGAACUACACCAAAUCAAGACAUAUUUCGCCCUGGAUUCAAAAUUGUAUAGACAAAUGCGCUCGUCUCACAUUUUCUGGAAUUGAGCCGUGUACCUCCACCGUACGACGACUCAAAGUCGGGCGCCGAAAUAUGUCGCUCUUCGAAAGAUGCAAUCAACAGUUGAAAUUAGCAGCCCCAUCGGGUAUCUACUUGAUAGAAGGCUGCCUCGCAGAUCUUGCGAAGAUGAUUGAAACUGUUUUCCAGACAGCCAACGAUGUCUAGCCCAGCUCUCCUCAUCCUGCCCUUCGUUCUUUUUUUCUUCCCCUCCACUGUAGCGCGGAACAUGACCAUCGACGACACCGACACGCGUUACUUCACCUGGACCGAGCCCGACGUCUUCCCGCGCCCGCUCCCCGCCUGGGCCGCCGUGAGCCCGUCCUCGCC